AUUUCUCAAAUUCUCAACCGCGCUCGUUAGUCGUAACCUAUUCACAUUCAGUAGGUAUUAAAAAUAGUCUUAUUUCUUUGGUUAUUUCAUGUGGAUUGUGGAUAAUUCAUACUUGUGACUAGUAUAGAAACUACUCAAUUCUUUAACCCACAAGUAUUAAUGAAAUAGUGUAGUAAUAUUUACAUAAUGGCUGCUGAUAAUAUUGAAAAAUUGUACCAAAAUUACGGUUUGCUUGCUGAUGCUAAAGAUGAUAUAUCAAAGCACGAAAAAGAAUACCUUGAAAUAUUGGCCGCUGUGAAGGGAUCCGAUAAGGAAAAACGAUUAGCAUCACAGUUUAUCGCGAAAUUUUUCAGCAGUUUUCCAAGUUUGGCGGAACAAGCAAUUGAAGCUCAGUUCGAUCUAUGUGAAGAUGACGACAUUGCUAUCCGUAAGCAAGCUAUCAAAGAGCUGCCUACAAUGUGUAAAACUAGCAAAGAACAUACUCAGAGGAUUGCUGAUAUUUUAGCUCAACUGCUGCAGUCAGAAGAUCAAACAGAAGUUAAUGUGGUUACUAAUUCAUUGCUUGCUGUUCUGAAAAUUGAUCCUAAAGAAGCUUUGGCAGGAUUAUUCUUACAAAUUCACCAGAGUACAGAUAGUGAUGCCCCUAAUGAAACUGUUAGAGAGAGAUGCAUUAAAUUUAUAGCCACUAAAGUGAAACAACUUGGAAGAGAAAUCAUAAAUAAAGAAGCAGAGGAUCUCAUCAUCGCAGAAGGAAAAAAAUUAUUAGAGGAUGUAGUUGCUGAAGAGUUUGAACAUAUUAUGGAUCUACUAAAAUGGUCUCGUCUUGGCAAGACACCAGCAGGGAAGAAAGAAUUAACACAAAUUAUUGCUGCUCUGGCAUUCACUCCAAACGACUGGCAUAUAGAGGACCCAGACUAUGUGGACAGACUUUUGCAGUGCUCUCAACAUGCAAUACCUUUGUUUUCGACCCAAGUGGAUUCAACACAAUUUGUAAAUAUAUUCUGUGACCAUGUUCUACCAAAAUGGAAUGAAAUAACUACUACAGAGGGAGGAACAGAUGUAAAACUUGAACUCUUGAAGACUUUUGCUGAAAUAACGGAAUUUUGUGGAGAAAUUGAAAAUCCUCAGGAUAAAAUUAAUGUUGUUUAUAAUGUUUUAAUGAACUACUUACCUGAAGCUCCAUUGCCAAGUGAAGAUGACAUUCAAGAUAAAGAAAAGAAAAGUGAGACAAAAGAGGAUGAAUCAAAAUCAGGGCCAUCAUUACAAUUCUCUCAUGUAGAAUAUGCACUCUAUGCCUUACAUACCUUAUGUAGAAAAUCGCCAGAGGCACUCGGAGCUGAUGUUGAUAGACUAAAGGCUCUGCGGCUAAGAUUGCAGUACACAGCACGUUUGACACAAGGAUAUAUAAAGAAGUUGAAAGAAGUGACUCGGGGAAAAAAAGGUGAAGAUGAAAAUUCAGAUGAUAACAAGCUAAAAGUUGCCGCUCUGAAGACAACAUCAAAUAUUAACACACUUAUAAGAGAUAUUUUCCGUACACCACCCAGUUUUAAGAGCAAAAUUCAACUCUUCCUUCAAACGAAAAAGCCAUACAUAGAGGAUAUAGUUCCAACACAAACAGAGGAAAAAGACGCAGCUAAUCAAAAACGACACCGUCCAAUCACAUUUGACAACAACAGCAACAAUAAAGAAUCCCCUGAAAAACGAUCAAGAAGUGGUGAUAGAAACUUGAAAAUGUACACACCACCAUCCGGAAAAUAUAGUUCAAGAUUUGGUAGUAGCGGCCGUUUCACUGGUAGUUCGGGGAGGGGUCGUGGUGGCUAUCGUAGAGAGUACCGUGAUAAUGGACCUUAUAGACGUCGUAACAACUAUUAACAUUUAAUUUGACUGACAAUUAGAUUAGUGGAAUGACUUAUUUUCUCAAAUUUUGUAGGGUUGACUUAUAAAAUACUUGCAAGAAUGUUUUAAUACCUGACUAACUUACUUCAUAUUUACUUUUAACUGACAUCUCAUUAGACAAAUUAUGCAGGUGCCUCAGCGAAGGAAGUAGCCCACGGAUCUGUUUGGCAUUUUUUGUUAGGUAUAUUUAACUGGUUUUAGCUAUUAAGCAUGGGAAAAAAACCAAUAUGGUAAGUAUCUUGUGUGAUACAAUGGUGUGGUCAAUGGAUUUUUUUUAUUUAAUUGUUUCAGCUAUUUUCUUGACAACAAAUGUGUCAGCUGACAUUGCCAGUAACCUCUGUAUUGGUUAAUAUUUUGUGGUAAGUCUGUAUUAUUAAUAAAUAGAGAGUAGGAUAUUUUAAUGUAAGUCAAGUAAUAUGUGGGUGGUAUGACUAGGAAUGUAUAGUGAAUAGAUUCUGAGAAGGCAUUUGCGGGUCAGUUUGUGAAUUUCAGUGCUCAGAGAAUGAAAUGAACAAGAUCUGGAGCUCAUCAUCGAUGGAAGCUAUAACUGAUUAAAGGCCUGCCCUUGUAGCUAUUGUAAGUAGAACAGUAUCACAAUUUUAUCAUCAUGGACUGCACUUCUAUCAAGGUCUGGUAAGUAAUGGGCAUUAAUAUGUUUGACAUUCAUGCACAUCUUUUCUAGCAGUAUUGUGGUUAAUAUUUAUCGUUUCAGAAUGAUUUCUACGGUUCAUUUUCUUACAGAAACAUGAAUUUUGAGACCAGAUAAUUACAAUUUCAAAUAUAAAUUUUAAUUCUA
Messenger RNA from Leptidea sinapis, 2692 nucleotides. It is a transcript of the gene cass, whose product is annotated as apoptosis inhibitor 5. NCBI's taxonomy places the organism in Eukaryota, Metazoa, Arthropoda, Insecta, Lepidoptera, Pieridae. Bases 187 to 1872 code for a protein of 561 amino acids. Gene Ontology annotation, molecular function: RNA binding. Gene Ontology annotation, biological process: negative regulation of apoptotic process. The transcript is spliced from 8 exons. The record is from RefSeq and is a predicted model, not a curated record. Gene Ontology annotation, cellular component: nucleus.